UUCAUGAGCGCACAGGACUUCACCUUCCACAGAAGCGCCGGGUGUUUUCCUGUGGGAAACUGCGAUCUGUUGUUUAUUGUGAAAGGAAGCGUCAAUAUAUUCAUAAUAAAAUAAGUCAAUACACGAAAUGCACUUUUAAGCUGUAGCUGUAACUGUACCGAGGACACGGUUAAACAAUGGCGUCCUCCUUCGCAGUGUGCAGGUGUCAGGUGAGAGGUGGAGGCAGGCUGCUGAGGACAUCCCUGAAGCUCCACACGUCUCUGCACACCAGCGCCGGGACAAACGUUGUCGCUGCGCGGGAAGAAAGAGCCCGCAAAGACGUGACAGGUCAGCGUAUGAAACAUACAGAUGAAAAGGAUGGACACAAGUCGUUGUAUGCCCUCCAGGCUGAGAGACAAGGACAGGCAGAGAGAUCUGUCCUCAUCAGCUACCACUCCAGAAUCAACGAGAAAAAGUUCCUCAAGUAUCUAUCAAAACAUGGAGAUAUCAACAAAUACUUCUUUUAUGAAAGCUAUGGAAUUUAUGCCGUAGUGGAGUUUGGCAGUCGGGAAGGUGUCGCAUCUUUACUUGAAGAAGCAGCCAUCCCCAGCGUCAACCAUGAAGCCAUGGUGCCUUUUAAAUCGAGACUGCUGUCGCUGAGGAACCUCGGCUCAGCGGACUCACCAAAUCAGCAAUCAGGCCCACAAUGCCAGCCACAAACCACUGUUCCCAUCAACCAGCUCAUACAGACACUAUCCAAAGAGGGGAGUAUAGACCAGCAGGUAACCUCCCUGACAGAAGCCUAUCAGCUAACAGAGGAGAACAGCCGGCUGCGUUUCCUCGUCUGCUCUCUGCUCAAGGACAUUGCUGCUGCUUAUUUCCCAGAAUGCACCGUCAGGCCAUUUGGCUCAUCAGUGAACGGCUUCGGAAAGCUUGGCUGUGACCUGGACAUGAUUCUGGAUCUGGAUGGCAUCAGUGGGAGAAAAACAAAGAUGCCAAGAUCAGGUCUGUCUCUGGAGUACCAGCUGAAGAGGGCCAACUCUGAGCGGUCUGCCACGCAGAGCAUCCUGUCUGUCAUCGGGGAGUGUGUGGACCAGUUUGGCCCUGGGUGUGUUGGGGUGCAGAAGAUUCUCAACGCGCGAUGCCCCCUGCUCCGUUUCGCCCACCAGCCCUCUGGUUUUCAGUGUGACCUCACGGCCAACAACAGGGUGGCGAUAAAGAGCACAGAGCUGCUCUACCUGUACGGAGAGCUGGACCCACGGGUGCGUCACCUGGUAUUCACUGUGCGCUGUUGGGCCCGAACUCAUGGCAUCACCAGCAGCAUCCCCGGAGCCUGGAUCAGCAAUUUCUCCCUUACCGUCAUGGUGCUCUUCUUCCUGCAGAGGAGGAGCCCUCCCAUCAUCCCCACCCUGGACCACCUAAAGGAUCUCGCAGGUCCCGCGGACAAGAGCGUGAUUGAGGGGAACGACUGCACGUUUGUCAGCGACUUCAGCAAGAUCCAGCUCGAGAGCAACACAGAAACACUAGAGCAACUGCUGCAUGAAUUCUUUGAGUUCUACGCCACCUUUCCGUUCAGCAAGAUGUCCAUAAAUAUCAGAAAGGGCAAAGAGCAGAACAAGCCAGAGGUUGCCCCGCUGCAUAUCCAGAACCCAUUCGAAAUCUCUCUCAACGUCAGCAAGAACGUCAAUGCCACACAGCUCGAACGCUUUGUGGCUUUGUGUCAGGAGAGCUCCUGGCUGCUCCAGCAGAGUGAAACCAGUACACCCAGAGGUUAUAAAGAAGGCAGCACUCCCACCACUUGGGGACUUGCUACCCUCCUCCUGCCCUCACAGGUUGCAGGGAUCAAAGGUCGCAAGAAAAGGAGACUUGAGCCGGCCAGUGUGAGGAUCAAGGGCCUGCUGGAAUCCUUAAAAAAUAAUCAGAAUCCCCCAAAGAAGAGCUAAGACUCUUAGCAGACCACAUAAACAGACUCCAUCCUUUUACUAUUUAACUCAUUCAUUGGUGGACACCUUUUGGUGUUAUUGUCUGAUGCCUCACUGAGGAGCAGCUUCUGCACUGGACUGUAGUUCCGCACUUGGACACUAGAGGGUGUUACUGAGGCCUGUGUGUGCAUUUGUUUGGGACCUAAAAUAAGGGAGUGAUUCAGUGUUCUAUACUGUAAAUUAGUCUACUCUGUUGUAAUUAAAGCCAAUUAUGUGGAAACUGUCACAAGUCCUACUGGAGGCUCAUGUGGGACUUCACAGGUUCUUUCCAUUCAAAUUCUGUUGUACAUGGAUAUUAUAAUUCACACUGAACCAACAUCAUCUGUUUACACCUCAAGCAAAAUCACUAUUGAUAUAUGUUUUGUAUUCAUGUUAUAUAAUACAUACAGGAUAAUUAUUAUUUUUAUUUAUUAUUAUUAUGGCACCUCAAAUCUGACAAAAGGCAGUAAAACAGUAUCGGACACAUCCAAAAUAUAACUACAUAAAAAUACUUUAAUACUAUUAAAUAGUACAGAAGUGUAGAAAUGUGAAGAAAGAGAAAAUCUUUUUUUAUCGUUUUACCUACAAUAAAUGAAUAGAAUUAAAAUAAAGCCUUAUUUUUUAAACUCUUCCAUUUCUUUGACAACUCAUUUUAUUA
Messenger RNA from Larimichthys crocea (large yellow croaker), 2598 nucleotides. It is a transcript of the gene mtpap, whose product is annotated as mitochondrial poly(A) polymerase. Gene Ontology annotation, biological process: RNA 3'-end processing. Lineage: Eukaryota; Metazoa; Chordata; Actinopteri; Sciaenidae. The transcript has 10 exons. Gene Ontology annotation, molecular function: poly(A) RNA polymerase activity. Gene Ontology annotation, cellular component: mitochondrion. The record is from RefSeq and is a predicted model, not a curated record. Bases 177 to 1922 code for a protein of 581 amino acids.